Messenger RNA from Xylaria bambusicola, 1527 nucleotides. Its product is annotated as FAD/NAD(P)-binding domain-containing protein. Bases 1 to 1527 code for a protein of 508 amino acids. The record is from RefSeq and is a predicted model, not a curated record. Gene Ontology annotation, biological process: L-tryptophan catabolic process; quinolinate biosynthetic process; NAD+ metabolic process. The transcript has 4 exons. Lineage: Eukaryota; Fungi; Ascomycota; Sordariomycetes; Xylariales; Xylariaceae. Gene Ontology annotation, molecular function: NAD(P)H oxidase H2O2-forming activity; kynurenine 3-monooxygenase activity; FAD binding. Gene Ontology annotation, cellular component: mitochondrial outer membrane.
AUGGCGAAUUCAAGCCAGAAAUACGUCGUGGUUGGAGCGGGACCUGUCGGUUCCUUAGCUGCUUUAUAUGCUGCUAAGAGGGGUUACCAGGUUGAGAUCUACGAAUUACGCAGUGAUCUUCGGGAUCCUUCAACCACGCCGUUGAAUUUUACAAAGUCUAUCAAUCUUGCUCUAUCGGAGCGAGGCCUCAGUGCCAUGCGUCAUGCUGAUCACGAAAAUUUACUCCAGCAUGUAUUCUCGGCCACGAUUCCCAUGCGCGGCCGCAUGAUUCAUGGAAGGAGACCCGAUGGCGCUCUAUAUGAGGCGGCUCAGGACUACGAUAUUCACGGGCGGACUAUCUAUGCCAUAGACAGAGCCGGUCUCAACAAACGACUGCUGGACAUCCUAGAUGACAUGCCUAACGUCAAGUUUUUCUUUAACCACAAACUGACCGGAGCAGACUUCAAAAGGCGAAAGGCGUGGUUUGAACACCGCGAUCAGACCGCAACUUCAGAUCGCCCAGCCGAGAUUGAAAUUGACUUUGACUUGAUGAUCGGAGCUGACGGUGCACAUUCGGCCGUGAGAUACCACCUGAUGAAAUUUACCAGGAUGAAUUACAGCCAGGAGUACAUCGAUACACUCUGGUGUGAAUUUCAAAUCAAGCCUCGGCACCUCUCAAAUGGCCAACCCAUUGAAUCGCGAUUUCGCAUCUCUCCCAACCAUUUGCAUAUUUGGCCGGGCAAGGAAUUCAUGUUCAUUGCGAUACCUAGUGAUGAUGGCUCUUUCACAUGCACUCUGUUCAUGCCCGGCACAAAGUUCGCCAUCCUCGAAGCCAACCCAUCUGAGCUCCCUGCCUUCUUCGACUCGCAUUUCCCAGGCGUCACGUCACUCAUAACACCAGAAGAACUUAUCUCGUCAUUUCAAGCGAACCCUCACCUGCCUCUGAUCAGUAUCAAGUGUAAACCGUACCAUUUCUCUAGCUCUGUAGUAAUCGUUGGAGACGCAGCUCAUGCCAUGGUUCCCUUCUAUGGACAAGGCAUGAAUUCUGGGCUUGAAGAUGUACGGAUUCUCUUCUCAAUACUCGAUAAACAUGCAUCAACCGAGAGUAAUGACCCUAACCACCCCGAGGUAAGCGAUACCGCCUUCCAAAGAGCCACAGCCCUGAAUGAGUAUUCUACACUGCGUGUUGCAGACGCCCAUGCGAUCAAUGAUCUAGCACUUCAGAACUAUAUCGAGAUGCGUGCCUCUGUACUUUCGCGCCUGUAUCGCGUGCGAAAAUUCUUAGAGGAAUUCUUAUCUGUUCACGUCCCGAGCUUGGGUUGGCAUACCCAAUACUCGAGAGUGAGCUUUGGAAAUGAGAGAUAUUCUGAGGUUGUGGCUAGAAGUCAGUAUCAAGGCAUGGUUUUGACACGGGGGCUCCUAGGCCUGCUUGUUAGCCCGCUUCUUAUUACAUCUCUAGGCAUUGUCCUAGCACGCCAGCGACCAAAUGGGCUUCGCAACCCGUUUGAACUCGUUAGGGGUCUAGUAGGGCGAGCUCUAAAGAAUUGA